Messenger RNA from Alosa sapidissima (American shad), 1282 nucleotides. Its product is annotated as RAS guanyl-releasing protein 2-like. The coding region runs from base 1 to 1236 and encodes 411 amino acids. The record is from RefSeq and is a predicted model, not a curated record. Gene Ontology annotation, cellular component: plasma membrane. Lineage: Eukaryota; Metazoa; Chordata; Actinopteri; Clupeiformes; Clupeidae. Gene Ontology annotation, molecular function: guanyl-nucleotide exchange factor activity; calcium ion binding. The transcript has 11 exons. Gene Ontology annotation, biological process: Ras protein signal transduction; positive regulation of GTPase activity.
AUGCAGAAGCCCAGUGUCCAAUCCCAGUGUCCAGUCCUAGAGAGCCCGAGCCCAGUGUCCAAUCCCAGUGUCCAAUCCCAGAGAGCCCGAGCCCAUUGUCCAAUCCCAGAGAGCCCCAGUAAAAAUAAGCUGCUGCAGCUGCAGAACUUCAACACCCUGAUGGCCGUGGUGGGGGGUCUGAGCAACAGCUCUAUCUCCAGGCUCAAGGACACACAGGCACACAUCAGCAACGAAACCAACAAGAUCUUUAACAGUCUGAUCGAGCUGGUGUCCUCGUGUGGGAACUACAGCCAGUACCGUAGGCGGUUCUCCGACUGUUCUGGUUUCCGGUUCCCCAUCCUGGGCGUGCACCUGAAGGACCUGAUUGCGGUGCACGUGGCGCUGCCGGACUGGGCUGACCGGGAGAAGACCCGGGUCAACCUGACCAAGACCCAGCAGCUGUACAGCAUCCUACAGGAGCUGGCACUCGUCCAGACCACGCCGCCCACCAUGGAGGCCAACACAGACCUGCUCAACCUGCUCACGGUGUCUCUUGACCAGUACCACACAGAGGAGGAGAUCUACCAGAUGUCUCUUCAGCGAGAGCCUCGUAAAUGCUCGAACUCCACUCCACAGACGCCAACCCCUGCGCCGAAGCCAUCCAUGAUGGACGAGUGGGCGAUGUCUGUGAAACCCAAGGCAGACCCUGCCAUCAUCACCAAACACAUCGAGAAGAUGGUUGAAUCUGUGUUCAAGAACUUCGAUACAGAUGGAGAUGGCUACAUCUCCCAGGAGGAGUUUGAGAUUAUCAGGAACAAUUUCCCUUACCUGAGCAAGUUUGGAGAGCUUGACAAAAACCAGGAUGGAAAGAUCAGCCGUGAAGAGAUGAUUGAUUACUUCAUGAAAGCCAGCUCUCUGCUCAACUGUAAGAUGGGUUUCAUCCACACCUUCACAGAGACCACCUACGUCAAGCCCACCUUCUGCGAGCACUGCGCCGGCUUUAUAUGGGGUUUCUAUAAACAAGGCUACAAGUGCAAAGUGUGUGGGGUGAACUGCCACAAGGCGUGCCGUGCGCGUCUGGCUGUGGAGUGCAGGAAGAGGACCAAGAGCAUCAGCCACGAGACCCCACCAGCACUGCAGGCCCGAUCAUACAGCUUCCCCCCGCCCUCCAACUCACCAGCCAACCUGCAGCACACAGUUAUCGUUGAAGAGGAUAUCGAGGCAGUGGAGGAGGGCGUGUUUGAUGUCCACCUAUAACCAAAAAUAUGCCUGUGGCUUCCUAAGACAUAACCUAAGACAGAAA